Messenger RNA from Eupeodes corollae, 1248 nucleotides. RefSeq names its product serine palmitoyltransferase 2-like. The transcript is spliced from 3 exons. Gene Ontology annotation, molecular function: serine C-palmitoyltransferase activity. The coding region runs from base 531 to 830 and encodes 99 amino acids. Gene Ontology annotation, biological process: ceramide biosynthetic process; sphingosine biosynthetic process. Gene Ontology annotation, cellular component: serine palmitoyltransferase complex. The record is from RefSeq and is a predicted model, not a curated record. NCBI's taxonomy places the organism in Eukaryota, Metazoa, Arthropoda, Insecta, Diptera, Syrphidae.
AAAGUGCGUCAUCGUUUAAAAAAUGGAAUAAAGCACAAUUAUUUCAAAUGAUGCUUCGCCUCUCACAAAUGGGAAUGGCAAAAGUAAAACAACGCUGUCGCCGUCGAAUGAUAUCAACCAGACUGCAAAUGGAAUUGUAUACAAUAAAGAGUAACAUAAACAACAUUGAAACGGAAAAGCAACCACGGGAGCAGCAGUAUCAGGAAGAGGAGAAUUCUAUGAUGAUACUAAUCGGAGCAAAUCUUCAUUCGAAAAGGUUCCUCUACACACAGCCUUCCUAGUAUAUCUUGGCUUUUACCUGCUCAUGAUAUUGGGCUACAUCAAUCAAUUUAUGUGUGCCCGAAAAGUAGCUAAACAAAAUAAUCGAGAGGGCUAUGUUACGCUAUACGAUACCUUCGAGAAUUCUAUUCACGGUAUGUCUAUUGCUGGAAUUUCCCAAUUUGCAGUGUCCCUGGUAGGGAGGUAACUCUCAAAGAUCGCAUAACCAAGGAUUACGGUUGGACAUUUGAGUUCACUGGAAAAGAAACAAGAUGCUUGAACAGCGUUGCAGAACAGACGGCUUGGCUUUAGACAGUCCCCGUUGUAAAGUGUGUUGGAGUGUUCGAUUGUCCGAAGUUAUUGCAUUGAAGAAGAAAUACAAACCUUAUUUGCAUUUGUAUGAGACGCAUAGUGUGGUAGCAAUGGGACCAAAUGGUCGCGGUACUGUCGACUAUUAUGGCGCCGAUCCGAAAGAUGUUGAUAUUCUAAUGGGAAAAUUUAAGAGCUUUGGCAGUGCUGGUGGUUAUAUUGCUGGAACAAAGAACUGUAGGUCGUACACAAACUUUGCGUAAGGUAGCGGUUGUUGGAGUUGGGUUUCCUGCCACUCCAAUUGUGGAUUGACGUACAUAUACGCUUAAGAGAAGUUUGAUUAUGCCUUACAAGUGAAUAGUGAUUGAUGAAAUAAGUGAUUCAGUAAUCAGUUGGCCUAAAGUAUUCAUGUAAAGUAAGAGAUUCUAAUCCGAUUAUUUAUUAAGUUAAAAGGAAUAAAUAAAUAAUAAUAAAUAAAUGAAUAAGGUCAUUUUAUAAUUCGUUUAAUAAGAAUUUCAUUUAUUUGAUGUAUCUUCCCAUAUACAUAUAUAUAAGUAUAAAGUUAGUUACUAAAGAUCUAUUAUAUUUCUAUCACUAAAAAUAAAUAAGUAAAGCAAAAUUGAAAGAUGUUUUAUUUUCAUCGCAGUAGGAAAAAGCGGAGUUCUAGAUACAUUUUUUGAA